AUGAAACCUUCGAUUUUGAUAGAUGGCGGAAUACAUGCACGUGAAUGGAUCUCACCAGCGGUGGUGCUGAAUAUUAUUAACCAACUUAAGAAUAACCCUACAAAGGAUCCUGCCAUAGAAAAGUUGGUCGACAUGUAUGACUGGUAUAUCAUCCCUGUUCUCAACCCAGAUGGUUAUGUUUAUAGCUACACAACAGACCCUUGCUGGAGGAAAAAUCGAAGACAGACUUCCUAUGAUCCUAAAUGUUUUGGGGUUGAUUUGAAUAAAAAUUUUGGUUUUGACGACGAAUCUUGGAAUCCUGCAGUUGGUGGCUCAACAGACCCUUGUGACUAUGAGAGAUUUGCUGGUACAGGUCCUUUCACAGAGAAGGAAAGUAAAGCCCUCAGGAGAGUGAUGGGUAGAAAUAAAAAGAACAUUAAAUUCCUUGCUUACUGGACUUUUCAUAAUUAUGGAAAUAUAAUGUCAUAUCCUAUAGGUUACUCCUUAGAAGAAUUAGCAGAUAAACAAGAUCUACAGGACGCUGGUAAAGUUGCAGCAGCUGCGAUAUUUACUAAGCAUCAAACGAAAUUCAGAGUGGACCAAAAUUCCUUUAUACCAGAAUUUGGUUCAAUUGCUGGAGUGUCAGAUGAUUAUGCAAGAGGUGGAGCAAACAUUAAGUACUCGUAUACAAUUGAACUUAAGAAAUGA
Mytilus trossulus (common blue mussel) is the source of this 687-nucleotide messenger RNA. RefSeq names its product carboxypeptidase B-like. Bases 1 to 687 code for a protein of 228 amino acids. Gene Ontology annotation, molecular function: zinc ion binding; metallocarboxypeptidase activity. The transcript has a single exon. Gene Ontology annotation, biological process: proteolysis. NCBI's taxonomy places the organism in Eukaryota, Metazoa, Mollusca, Bivalvia, Mytilida, Mytilidae. The record is from RefSeq and is a predicted model, not a curated record.